UGUGAAGUAUUUGAUAACUCUAUUCACUCAGUCUGGAGACUGGAAUACUGUUUGAGAGUGGCAGGCCACCUCCCCUUUCGCUGAUUGGCAGAGGGAGACCUGGCUGGACAGGAGGAGACUAACUCAGCGGUGGGGGAAAGCGGUGGGGUAACCUGGCUGAACACUCUCAAGGGGAAAGGCAGGAGUUUAUCACGAUGGCUGGAACAAAGACACUUCUGAUGCUGGAAAACUUCAUCGGUGGAAAAUUUUUACCUUGUAACUCCUAUAUAGAUUCUUACGAUCCAUCUACAGGCGAGGUGUACUGCAGAGUACCAGACAGUGGAAAAGAAGAGGUAGAGGCUGCGGUGGCGGCCGCCAGGGCUGCCUUCCCCGGCUGGUCGUCCAGGAGCCCGCAGGAGCGCUCGCAGGUGCUGCACCGCCUGGCGGACCUGCUGGAACAGGCCCUGGAGGAGCUGGCUCAGGCCGAAUCCAAGGACCAAGGGAAAACCAUAACCCUGGCAAGAACCAUGGACAUUCCCAGGUCUGUACAGAACUUCCGGUUCUUUGCCUCCUCCAUCCUGCACCACACGUCAGAGUGCACCCAGAUGGACCACAUGGGCUGUCUGCACUACACCGUGCGGGCCCCUGUGGGGAUCGCUGGUCUGAUCAGUCCCUGGAAUUUGCCACUCUACUUGCUGACCUGGAAGAUCGCUCCGGCAAUUGCUGCGGGCAACACCGUGAUCGCCAAGCCCAGUGAGCUGACUUCAGUGACUGCGUGGAUGAUGUGCAAACUCCUGGAGAAAGCAGGUGUCCCACCAGGUGUGGUAAAUAUUGUGUUUGGCACAGGGCCCAGGGUAGGCGAGGCCCUGGUGUCCCAUCCAGAGGUGCCCCUCAUCUCCUUCACUGGGAGCCAGCCCACAGCCGAGCGGAUCACACUGCUGAGUGCUCCCCACUGCAAGAGGCUCUCCUUGGAGCUGGGAGGCAAGAACCCUGCCAUCAUCUUUGAGGAUGCCAACCUGGAGGAGUGUAUUCCAACCACUGUCAGGUCCAGCUUUGCCAACCAGGGUGAAAUCUGCCUCUGUACCAGCAGGAUCUUUGUCCAAAAGAGCAUCUAUAGUGAAUUUUUAAAGAGGUUUCUAGAAGCUACCAAACUGUGGAAAGUAGGCAUUCCCUCCGACCCAUCGGCCAGCAUGGGAGCUCUGAUAAGUAAAGCUCAUUUGGAGAAAGUCAGAAGUUACAUCAAGAAAGCUCGUGCUGAAGGGGCCCAGAUUCUGUGCGGUGAGGGAGUGGACAAGUUGAGUCUUCCUCUCAGGAAUCAGGGAGGCUAUUUUAUGCUUCCCACCGUGAUAACAGACAUUAAGGACGAGUCCAGCUGCAUGAGGGAAGAGAUAUUUGGUCCUGUGACGUGUGUUGUCCCCUUUGAUAGCGAAGAGGAAGUGAUUAAAAGAGCCAAUAGUGUCAAAUAUGGGCUGGCAGCGACCGUGUGGUCUAGCAACGUGGGGCGUGUCCAUCGGGUGGCUAAGAAGUUGCAAUCAGGCUUGGUCUGGACCAAUUGCUGGCUCAUCAGGGAGCUGAACCUUCCUUUUGGGGGGAUGAAGAGUUCUGGAGUAGGUAGAGAAGGAGCCAAGGACUCUUAUGAAUUCUUCACUGAAGUCAAAACCAUCACCAUUAAACACUGACCUUGGCCAGUGGAGAAAUUGUUACGGUCAAUGCCUGGCUACAGACAAUCAGUGGUAUAGUGUGGUGAAUGGAAAUAGUGACAGAAAUUCCAGCCAGGGCUUGACUCAGCUGAAGGUUAUCUAGGUGAAGAAAAACAAUGUAAUACUUCUGCUUGGGAAGACACAAAAAGGAAGCCAAACAAUUGUUCUCCUAUGUUGUGUGUUCAUAGGAUUUAAAAAAGUCAUUUUGAUUGGUUUCUUGGAAAUUCACAGAUAAUCAAAUUUUUUUCCCCAUUUGCAAGUGAGUAGUUAAAAGAAACCUACAAAGCCAAAGAAAUACAAAUCACCAUAAUUUCCUACCUUUAAGGAGAUUGUCAAGAUGGUCUCCUAUCCAUCAGUUAGUAGCAUGGCUAAUUAUUAAUUGACUGUACUUCAUUAUUCAAGAGGACCGUGAAUGUCAACGAUAAACACAGCAUGGGAUUUGUCAGAGAAGGAACAUAUGGAAUCUCCCAAUUUAUGUAUCUGCAUAUGCACAAAGAAAAAUAACAUAACUAUUACUUUUGGAGGAAACUUAGGACAAGAAGAAAUUGAUCAAUUUCUACUAUGUUGUCUAAUCAAUUCCAAUUCUUAGUGUGUGUACCUAAUGAGAUGUAACAAUUUAUUAAUCCUAAAGGAAGCAAUAAAUGUUAAGCAAUUUUAGUAA
This is a messenger RNA of Pipistrellus kuhlii (Kuhl's pipistrelle), 2340 nucleotides long. It is a transcript of the gene ALDH8A1, whose product is annotated as aldehyde dehydrogenase 8 family member A1. Lineage: Eukaryota; Metazoa; Chordata; Mammalia; Chiroptera; Vespertilionidae. Gene Ontology annotation, molecular function: retinal dehydrogenase (NAD+) activity. The record is from RefSeq and is a predicted model, not a curated record. Bases 195 to 1658 code for a protein of 487 amino acids. Gene Ontology annotation, biological process: retinoic acid metabolic process. The transcript has 7 exons.